Sordaria macrospora k-hell is the source of this 2079-nucleotide messenger RNA. RefSeq lists its product as uncharacterized. Gene Ontology annotation, molecular function: L-glutamate N-acetyltransferase activity, acting on acetyl-CoA as donor. The record is from RefSeq and is a predicted model, not a curated record. Lineage: Eukaryota; Fungi; Ascomycota; Sordariomycetes; Sordariales; Sordariaceae. Gene Ontology annotation, cellular component: mitochondrial matrix. Gene Ontology annotation, biological process: L-arginine biosynthetic process; L-ornithine biosynthetic process.
AUGUUUGUGCGAACUUCCCGCAGCUCGUGCAAUGCAUGGACCAACGCUACAUUCUCAAAGCAGGUUUGCUCUGCGAGAACGCAUGAGUUGCUGAUCCGUUCUUUCGCAACCACGGCAUCCCAGUCAAAACGUCAAGAAGCCGAAGCGGAAGAGAAGCGCCAAGUGAGCCCCAGAUCGGGGCCUUCUUCACCCAGAAGCUCAUACCCCUCGUCUGCGGAAGCGAGACAAAAGAGGGACAGUGACAGAGAGUUCCUUAUUUCCGUUCUCGAGUCGUCGGCUACCAAGCGCGAUGCUCGAGGUUAUCUUCAAACUUUCGGCUCUCCCGCAGCCCUAACCAGCACUGGGCAGAAGAAACCAUCCGCCAUCGGUAUCUUGGGCGUCCCAGCCUCUGUGGCCGGCAGGCCUGCCUUUGUGCAAGGACCAGAAAAGGAAACUCCGGUCAAGACAAACGAAGCACCACAUGUGGCCGUUGUGAAGCUGAGGGCACCACAGGCGUGGGAUGACGUCCUCCUUGAUGGUGUCGCGAAGACCCUCACCAGGCUGAGAGAUCUUGGUCUCCUCAGUGUGAUUGUCCUUGGUUGCGACGACAUCAAACCCAACCAAACUUUUAGCUGGCAAGAAAUUGUCACAGAACAGACGGAUAGACUCUUGCGAGCAAUCGGUCAGUUUGGGUCCCCGGCCGCCGAAGUUGUUGACUCGGGGAUAUGGAAAUCAACCGAAAAUCCUCAGAUUACAUCCUUCGUUCCCUCCAACCCUCUUUACGUGGGGUUCGGAAAGGCGUUUACUACACCACUUGCUAAAGGGCACAUAUUGGUCGUCCCCCCGCGAGCAUACUCCGAUGCGACUCUUCAAUACUCUAAAGCUGAUGCCAAUGAUAUUGUCAUUGCCCUAACGACCUUCUUUGCGGGACUGCAGUUUGGUCGACAAUAUUCGGACUACCGGGAGCUGGCGGAGAAGGUCAACGACCGUCAGCCUUUCCGAAGGGCUUUGGUCGAUCGUGUUAUCGUUAUCGAUCCAUUGGGCGGCAUCCCAUCCCACAGACAAGGACACGGUACACAAGUUUUCAUCAACCUGGAAGACGAGUUCAAAAACAUCCGUGACGCUCUCUACGAGAAGACUCAACCUACUUCGGCAGGUACGAAAGACGCUGGUGUUGGUGCCAGGGCUUCCGUACAUCUGGAAAACCUGCGGCUUGCCAAAUCUACGUUGGCCAUACUUCCAUCAAACGCAUCCGUGGUGAUGACCAGUCCUGCGGAGGCUGCAAAUAUCAACGUAUCAAAGCGGGACGACACUGAAGCCAAGCCUGGUGGGUUCGCGGGUGAAGUUAAGACUAGAACCUGGCGCAAUCCUUUGAUUCAUAACCUACUUACCGACCGACCCAUCUACUCAUCGUCGCUUCCUAUCGGCCGAAUCAAACCCACGCACCCAGAUGAGGAGAUCGCUCUCUCACGAAUGCCCACAACUACCCUAGCCAAGAGAGGACUGCCAGUCACCAUCUUUCCUGAUCCACGAGCAAGUCCUUGGAAGCCACCACAACCUGGCGUUCCCAGACUCAGGCUAACGGAUACGUGUAUCGAUCUGCCUAGGCUCGUACACCUGAUCAACGACUCCUUUGGAAGAAAACUUGACGUUGAACAUUACCUCAAUAGAGUCAAGGACAGUCUCGCAGGCAUUAUUAUUGCCGGCGAGUACGAAGGAGGCGCAAUCCUCACAUGGGAGACGCCAUUUGGUCUUGAUGAAGAGACGGCCUACCGAGAGGGCCGACUAGUGCCGUAUCUGGACAAAUUUGCAGUGCUACGCAAGAGUCAAGGAGCCGGUGGCGUGGCAGAUAUCGUGUUCAACGCAAUGGUUCGAGAUGCUUUUCCGGAAGGCGUCUGCUGGAGGAGCAGGAAAGACAACCCGGUCAAUAAGUGGUACUUUGAGCGGUCUCGAGGUGUGCUGAAGUUGCCACAGAGCAACUGGGCCAUGUUCUGGACGACUCCGGAGGCGGUUUUGAACGACCAGAUGAUGAGAGACUAUGAAGAUGUGUGCAGAAAUAUUCUACCUUCUUGGCAAGAUACCACGAAGCCAGCGGACUGA